AUGGCUUACGACGAAUCUGGCGGACGCAGUGCCGAUACAUUUCGGACAUCGCUGUAUGUGGUUUUGGUCAUUUGUUUCGGAACCAUCUUACAUCCCGAGCUGAAGGCGUUUUACAAGCGAGGUCACGGUGGGAUCAAAAACACCGUUUCCUUUAUCGACACCAUUUUUGCGACCAUUUUCUUGGCGGGCCUGCGCUUAGCGACGGCCCGCUCCAGAAAUGCCUCUGGCAGCGAAGGUCCAAGUGUCCCAGUCCUGGUGAAGCUGAGAUGGGCGGCGCCGCCCGGAAUCUUUGUUUUUCUUGUGAUCACACUGUCCACAUGGGCGAACUUCUUGAGCUACAAGGCCUUUGCUAUGUUGGGCCCCUGUGAGCUGAUCUUUGUUUGGAUCUUUGCCCGCUUCCUGCAAGCGGAAGAGAGGAGACUUCCUCUUUGCAGCGAUCUUCCAGCAGUUCUCCUGACGGCCCUCGGAAGCCUUUUUUUCAGCAUUGCUGAAGUAACAGGCCAGGGCAGCACCAACGUUGAGGCCAUUGUGGCCUCGCUGCUGUGCCGAGCAUGUCAGGCUCUCAUGACAGUUUCCCUGAGGAGCUGCUGCCUGGCUUUGAAGAGUGAAGAGGGCCAGCGUAGCGUGGGCAUUCUUGAAAUCACCGUCUGGAAGCUUCUUGUCACCUCCUUGCUUUGCCUGCCCUAUGCGCUGCUUACAGAGGGCUUUGCCUCCUGGUCGGCCAUUACGAGCAGAGAGCUUUGGGCAGACCCAGCAUCAGCGGCUCUGCUUAUCGGCAGUGUCUGCAUAACUACAGGCUUUCAGUUCACCACAGUGGGGGUGAAUGCUGGCCUCCGAAGUCCACUGGUGGCCGUUCUUCUAGGUACUCUUCAGCCAUUGACUGGCGUGGCCUUGGUGUUGGCCUUCAGCGGGUCACCCUUCUGCCAAGCCCUGGGCUUGAAGCCACGGAACUCACCGCUG
Symbiodinium pilosum is the source of this 960-nucleotide messenger RNA. NCBI's taxonomy places the organism in Eukaryota, Dinophyceae, Suessiales, Symbiodiniaceae. The record is from the annotation of a GenBank genome assembly.